Molecule: messenger RNA, 1055 nt
Organism: Triticum aestivum (bread wheat)
Lineage: Eukaryota; Viridiplantae; Streptophyta; Magnoliopsida; Poales; Poaceae
Exons: 2
Coding region: 113-754 (213 amino acids)
Source: RefSeq, a predicted model, not a curated record
UCUGCACGCUUUCCCCACGUCGACGGCGCACACAACCUAUAUAUACACCUUCCCUUGCGCCGUAAGAAAGGCCUUGUGAGAUCAUCGCCUCGUCGUCGAUCGUGGUCUCCGCAUGCAGCCGGCCGAGAUGUGUUCGCCCGCCCGAGAGAUGCAGGAGAUGGACGAGUUCGUGCUGGUCCCUCACGCCGCGGACCUCUGGUCGUACCAACUCGACGAGGACGACGAUGACCACAAGGCGCGCUUCCUCGCCGGCAACGACGAGAAGACGAUCGACGUGAACCACUUCGCCUCCGAGCCCACGCCCAACGCCGCAUUGCAGUGCGCCACGGUGGAGCCGCAGGCGCCGUCCGGCUGUGACUCUGAGAGCGAGGAUUCAGUUGCCGACGAGGAGGAAGCGGUCGACGGCCUGUUGGGGAAGGCGUCGGAUGCUGAUGGUGACGAGGAGGUGGUUGCAGAUCAGGAACCAGAGUGCAAGGAGUGGGAAGGCGAUCACGGCCACGGGUGGCAGCAGCACGCGGUCGGCGUGAUCUGCUCCGUGGGGCUGGCGGCGGCGGCCACCGGCCUGGCCCUUCUGCUCGGCGGCCAGCAGCAGACGCCGCACAAAGUCCACUUCCGGGCGGCCGGUGAUCGCAAGGUGACUAAGGUUUCAGCAAGGCGAGACGCGAGGCUAGAACAGGGGAUGUCGGUGCCGCGGUUUGAGCAUGCGCCGGCCAUGAUCUCGUUCGGGGGUUCCUACGGCGGACACCUGUUUUGAUGGGAUCGUGUGCCUAUCGAUCGUGUCGUGCCCGUGCAGAACUCUGGUCCAUAUUACCAUGUUACAUUAUACUACGUAAUUAGGAAGCAAAUUCGUCGACUUGAUAGAAAUAAGGGUAAAUUUGAACGCAGUUCGGUCUGUAUUUUGGUGCUUACAUUUAACCCGGAGACAGCCCGCGGUGAAAUUAGUGAUGCUCCAACAGAUGGAAAUAAACACAUUGGUGAAAAGUAAACGAUUCCUUCGGGUGGAAGCUCGUGCCAGUCGCAUUUCCAUAGUCAUUUCAAGAUAUAUUGUCAUGCAA